AUGGAUAACAGAGGAUUAAGAUUAUUUAUUGUUGAAGGCAAAGAAUUAAAAGGUUCAGAUAAUGGUGGAUCGAGUAGUGAUCCAUAUGUUAAAUUAAAAUUUAAUGGUAAUAGUUUUAAAACUGAAACCAUUAAAAAUACUUUAUCACCAGUUUGGAAUCAAUCAUUUGAUAUUGGUAUAAUUAAUGUUAAUGAUCCUAAUGCAAUUAUUGAAGUUGAAUGCUUAGAUUGGGAUAGAUUUGGUAAACAUGAUAGUUUAGGUAAAGUACAAUUACCAAUAGCAAUAUUAAGGGAAGCAGCAACAUUUGGACAAACUGAUAAAUGGUUAAAUUUAGAUAAAAAAGGUUAUGUUCGUGUUGGAUUUCAAUUUAAUCCACCAUAUCCAUUACAACAACAUAUUAGUCCAGAUGGUAAUCCAAAUAUAAUUCAAAAUCAAAUUCAACAACAAAAUUUAAUUAGUUCCAAUGGUCAAUUACCACCACCAGUUUAUUAUGAACCAAUUUAUUUGAAAACUCAUCCAACAGUAUUAGAAGCAGAAUUUAUAUUACCAAAUGAUCUUUAUCAAAAAACCAUAUAUGUUACAGGUGAACCAGUUAGAGCAUCAUUGGUUUUAUAUGUUAAUCAACCAAUUGUAGUUAGAAGUCUUUUCGUUUCAUUAAAGGGUAAAACAUCAGUUUGUGGUAAAAAACAAAAAGAAUUGAUUCAAGAUUUAAGAAAUUUACUACACACAUCAAUUGGACCAAGUUCACCAAAUUCACAAAAUCAAAAGGUUGCAUUGGAUAUUGGUAAACAUAUCUACCCAUUUGAAUUCUUUAUUCCAAAACAUUGUAAUUCCUCAAUCGAUGGUGUUGGAAACUAUAAAGUACUCUAUAGAUUCCAAUUCAAUGCUGAUAUUGUAAAUCUACCAGAUAUUCAAUUGGAAAGAGAGAUUACCGUUGUAAAUAUCGAAGAUACAGUUCAUCGUAUGACUCAAUCACAAAUCCAUGAGAAAUGUUCUAAAUCACCAUUGACAGGUGGUACUAUUGAAAUGACAAUCACGGCACCAAAGAAUUCCUAUUAUCCAGGUGAAGAUAUUGAAUUACAAGUUCACGUCAAUAAUAGUAGUAAAAAAAAGGUUAAAAAGAUUGAAUUGGAAUUACAACGCACCAUUUCAAUUCAACACGAAAAAGGUGUACCAACACAAGUUUUAAAAGUUUCAAAAAAUUUCUUUCCAAAAAUUCAACAAAAUCAACAAUCAACUCAAAUCGUUGUAAUGGAAACACCACAAACUCUAUUGAAUUCAAUUUAUCAAUCUGGUAUCAUUAAAAUCGAGUAUAAAGUAAGAGCAGUUUUAGAUAUCUUGGAUUGUAUUGAUUUAUAUACAAUCUUUCCGGUUAAUAUAGUAUUACCAGAUCCAAAACGUGUAAUCCUACCAAAUCCAUUGGAUGAACUGUCAAAGAUUCCACGUUAUAUUCAAGAUUGGACACCAAGAAAUCUAUUAUCAUGGUUAUACUUUAGAAUGAAUUGUCCAGAGGUUGUAACUUCAAAUCCUGAAUUUUAUCAAUAUUGUUUAUCUGGUAAUGAAUUACUUUCAAUUCCAGAUACUAUUUUACUUGAAAAAGUUUUAAAAGGUGCUGGUACACGUACCACUGAAAUUCAUAAUGCAAUUAAAAUUGAAAUUGAUCGUGUUUUAUCAGUUAGGACCAUUUUAAAAGAUAAUCAACUUCCACAUUUAAUUCAAACUUUUGAAAAUGAACUUGUAACUUUUGAUCUUCUUUCAAGUUUAUCUUCAAUUGAUUUAUCACAUUUAACUUCAACAAUUGGUGAUCGUAUUAGAUUACAAAAUGCUUUUGAAAAACUUAAAUUAAAUAAUUAG
Messenger RNA from Dictyostelium discoideum AX4, 1854 nucleotides. RefSeq names its product SAM domain-containing protein (gene adcB). Gene Ontology annotation, biological process: regulation of adenylate cyclase-activating G protein-coupled receptor signaling pathway; aggregation involved in sorocarp development; G protein-coupled receptor internalization. Gene Ontology annotation, cellular component: cytosol. Gene Ontology annotation, molecular function: phosphatidylcholine binding; identical protein binding; phosphatidylserine binding. The record is from RefSeq and is a predicted model, not a curated record. Bases 1 to 1854 code for a protein of 617 amino acids. The transcript has 3 exons. Lineage: Eukaryota; Evosea; Eumycetozoa; Dictyosteliales; Dictyosteliaceae.